This is a messenger RNA of Colletotrichum acutatum, 1798 nucleotides long. RefSeq names its product Peroxin 13, N-terminal region-domain-containing protein. Gene Ontology annotation, cellular component: peroxisomal importomer complex; peroxisomal membrane; peroxisome. The record is from RefSeq and is a predicted model, not a curated record. Lineage: Eukaryota; Fungi; Ascomycota; Sordariomycetes; Glomerellales; Glomerellaceae. Gene Ontology annotation, biological process: protein import into peroxisome matrix, docking. Gene Ontology annotation, molecular function: protein binding. Bases 1 to 1317 code for a protein of 438 amino acids. The transcript has 3 exons.
AUGGCUUCCCCUCCAAAGCCCUGGGAACGGGCCGGUGCUCCAACAACAGCUGCCUCAAGUGCGUUGAACACCACAAACGUCACACCCAUGUCUGCCGCAUCUAUCGCGACCCCGACACCGGCCACAUCCCUCUCCGGUGGUACCCCGCCCGCCGUCCCCGAACGACCUGCCUCUCUCGCCUCCGCGGUUGACCAGAACGCUGCCGCUUAUAGCAGAGCAGGCUUAGGUGCGGCCGCCAGUCCCUACGGCUCAUACGGCGGCGGUGCCUACUCUUCUCCUUACAGCAGCCCAUACUCAAGGAUGGGUUCCUACGGUGGCUACGGCGGCGGUAUGUACGGUGGUGGCAUGUAUGGCGGCGGUUACGGCGGUGGCAUGUAUGGAGGAGGCAUGUACGGUGGCGGUAUGGGCAUGGGCGGUAUGGGAGGCAUGGGAGGACCCAAUGAUCCGAACAGCCUUACCAACAGAUUCAACAACAGCACGCAGGCGACAUUCCAGAUGUUGGAGGGUGUCGUUGGUGCCUUUGGAGGCUUCGCCCAGAUGUUGGAGAGCACGUACAUGGCCACACACUCAAGCUUCUUUGCAAUGGUGUCAGUAGCAGAGCAAUUCAGCAAUCUUAGGGAUACCUUGGGCUCGAUACUCGGUAUCUUCACCUUGAUGCGUUGGAUCCGCACCCUUAUCGCUAAGAUCACCGGCCGCCCGCCUCCAGCCGACGCGACCGCUCUCACCCCAGCAGCCUUUGCCAAAUUCGAAGGCCGGUCGCCCAUCGGCCCCGACGGUGCUCCCCUGGGACCCCCCAAGGCUUCCCGCAAGCCGCUCUUCUUCUUCCUCCUUGCAGCCUUUGGUCUCCCGUACCUGAUGCGCAAGAUGAUCAACACCAUGGCAGCAUCUGCGGAGGAGGAGGAACGUCGCCGCAUGGCGCUGGCCAACGCGCAACAGCCCUUGGACCCGUCCAAGCUUGAUUACUGCCGGUUGCUGUACGACUACGCUCCUCAGCCUGGGAACGCCGUCAAGGACGUUGAUAUGGAAGUGCGCAAGGGCGACCUCGUCGCUGUUCUUUCCAAGAGCGAUCCCAUCGGCAACCCUAGCGAGUGGUGGAAGUGCCGCGCGCGCGAUGGCCGUACCGGGUAUCUGCCGUCGACCUACCUCGAGGUUAUCAAGCGACCUGGUCAGCCUCUCGCUGCCAUCAAGGGUGCACCUAGCGACAGCAGCCGAACCAACUCGCUCACCGGCGCCGCUCCCGAAAAGGGACCGGAAAUCAAAACGAAGAUUGGAGAUGUUUCGCCCGAGAGCUUCCAAAAGAGCGUGUUCUACAACUAAACUACAUAUAAACCAUCCGUCACGAAGGGCGACCUAUCUGGCAGGAACGAUAAAGCGGUGUGACGAGUGAUGCGGCGAGUGGAGAGACGGAUUUUUCUUUGUAGGGUUUGUACGAUGUGGUGCCCGUUUGGGAUAUUUGCAAGUUCGUUUAGGACUCAAAAGCUGGGCGUUCAGGUUCAUGAUCGCGUCCCUUGGUAGUGGGAGCGGAUGGAGUGACCGCUUGGAUAUCAUGGCCUCAAUUUGAUGUGUGAAUACACAAUUCAAAGCCAUGAGUAGCGGUAGUGUAAGCGACAGGACUCUUUACUAUCAAAUAUUAAGUAUCAAACCAUUUCUAUCGUCGUGCAUAUUGAGAGAAGAAGAAGAAGGGUGAAGUCUAAACGCGAUGAGAUAACACAUGUGACAAAACCAGCAUCUCUGUGGCACUACACUACCUGCGAAGCCUUGGGCGGGUUCUGGACCGGGUUAGUUCGUCAGACUAUCC